CGCACUGACCGGACCUGUGACCGUCAUCCCUCCACCACGCCCGCAGCUGGUGGUGUUCGCGGUGGUGUGCGUGUGCGUGUGUGUGUGCGGCCGAGCUAAGCCCCGAGUGCUUUUUGUAUCAGAGGCAGCCUUUCCACACAGAGUUUUUGGGCCUUUGUGAACGCUCUGGGAUACACGUCGUUGAUAUUUUGAUACAUUUACGCGUCUCGGCCCGAGAGAAUUAUUAGCCUCGGCUUGAUUUUUUUUCAAAAUCUCGUUUUGCCCGCUUCUGCGAAGGCGCUCGUGAAGAGAUUUGGAUACUUUGCUCUCGGUUUCGUCUCUCCCAAGACUGCCGCCGGAGUGCUUGGAAAUAACUCUCGCGCGGCCUUGUGAACUCGGCCAGCGAUUAGUUUGUUCUGUUUUCGUGAUAUGAAAGGAUAAGUAGAUCCGUGAAGUGCUCGUUGCGUGCGCCGGCGAGGGAGUCCAGUGCCUUUUGAAAUUUCUUAGCAGCAGCAGCAGCAGCAGGAAGAGCGUUGUUGUUUGUUGUGCUUUUCUGACCCUCUUUCUCGCCACGUGGACAGCGCCGAGGGCUUGUGCUACUGAGGUCUCUCGAGUGCUGAACUCUGACGCGGACGGAGGACGUGCCGCAUCGUCGGAAGAGAGAGCCCCGUGGCAGCUUCAGCGUAGGCAGCAGUAGCAGAGGACGUUCUGUGAUCCAUUCUCGGCGGCAGGAAUUCUAGUUCUUCGCUGCGACAGCUGCUUGUGAGACGCACUUGAGUCCAAGGGACCCGCCGAUCCGAGCCUGCGGGACGACUUGGCCCUCUCCCGAAGGCGCCCUGUCCCCGUCAGCACUCCUGAGGCGCCCUUGGCUGCGUGCGAUGCGGCUGUGAUCCCCUCGGAGAGCACAAGGCGAGGAGCGAAAGGCGCACGGCGUCCCCAGCGGCGUCCCCAGCGGCGUCCCUGAGCGCUGACGCCGGGUCCGCUUCCCACGGGCGGCCGCGGAGGCAGAGCGCCCGACGGCCUCGCGCCCCUGAGCCCGCGAGCCCCGGCAGGAGAGCGGCUCCCCUGCGGCUCCGGGGUGAAGGCACGGCCACUAGGGCUGGGCGUCGCCGGCAUCGUGGCUCCUCAUGCUGGCGCCGCUGACCCGCGCGCCCUGAUGACGGUGGCGUGGCGCAGCGCAGGCGACAUGGCGACGGAGGUGGCCAGCAUGGGCGGCAUGGGCGGCGGGGGAGAGCACCCUGGCGAACUGGUGAAGACGGGCGCGCCGAACAUCCUGUGCACGGCGCUGCCCAACCACUGGCGCUCCAACAAGUCUCUGCCCAUGUCCUUCAAGGUGGUGGCGCUCGACGACGUCAAGGACGGCACCAUCGUCACCGUGCGCGCCGGCAACGACGAGAACUUCUGCGGCGAACUGCGCAACAACUCGGCCGUCAUGAAGAACCAGGUCGCCAAGUUCAACGACCUGCGCUUCGUCGGCAGGUCGGGCAGAGGCAAGAGCUUCAACCUGUCUAUCAUCAUCAGCACGGCGCCCAUGCAAAUGACAACUCUCACAAAAGCCAUCAAAGUGACAGUAGACGGACCAAGGGAGCCGAGGAACAAGUCACGUGAGUGGAUCGUUGGUCACCCAGGCUGGGGCUUCCCCUUAGGCUACCACCCUUGGCUAGACUCUCACCUCUCGGCCCUGGGAUACAACCUCGGCCUCACAGCGUUCAACCCUCUGGCUCACACGAAGGCCCUCGAGCUGGCAAGAGUGGGCGGCAACGGCUGGUUGGACGCCUGGCGCGGAGCCUCGGGGUUGGUGGGAGGCCUCAGCAUGGGGGUGGGCGGGUCUCCGCUCUCAGGCGCCGCCCUCUCCGGUCUCUCCGCCCACUCGCUCCCUUCCCUGCCCGCCCACAACCCCGCCCACAGUCACGCCCUCGCCACCAUAACCAACACGGAAAUUCCGAGACCAAUACUAACAGGAGAGACGCGGUGCCUGCGGUGCCGCGGGUGCGAGUCGGGCGGCCCCUGCAGCGCCCUCCUGCACCCCGCCUCGCAGCCGCCGUCGGCCUCGCCCUCGUCCUCGUCCCCCUCCACCCUGUCCCCCACCAGCACCAACAGCACCAGCACCUCGAGCGUGAGCAGCAGCAGCAACAGCGUGACCAGCAGCCGGCCGCCGCCCCUGGCCCCGCUGGGCGGCCUCAGCGCCUUCUCGAUCCCGCGGUCGCUGGGCGCGGGCGCCAAGGCCUCCAGCUUCCCGUCGCGCGAGUCGUCGUUCCAGCCCGUGAAGCCGUCGAGCGAGCGCAGCCCCGAGACCAAGGUGUGGAGGCCCUACUGAGGUCUGGCCACGCUGCUCGAGGAACUGCGGGCCAGGGCGGCGCUGCGGAGGCCCCGCCCCGCCCCCCCGGCGCCGGCCGCGGGGCCCCCCGGCUCCUCGACGGCACGGGGGGAGGGGAGGGCGCC
Messenger RNA from Penaeus chinensis, 2421 nucleotides. Its product is annotated as segmentation protein Runt-like. NCBI's taxonomy places the organism in Eukaryota, Metazoa, Arthropoda, Malacostraca, Decapoda, Penaeidae. Gene Ontology annotation, molecular function: RNA polymerase II cis-regulatory region sequence-specific DNA binding; DNA-binding transcription factor activity, RNA polymerase II-specific; ATP binding. The transcript is spliced from 5 exons. Gene Ontology annotation, biological process: regulation of DNA-templated transcription. The record is from RefSeq and is a predicted model, not a curated record. The coding region runs from base 1136 to 2296 and encodes 386 amino acids. Gene Ontology annotation, cellular component: nucleus.